GUCUUCCUGAACAGUACUACAGCCUCACCUGGUUCCUUAGCCCCAUCCUGGGCUUGAUCUUCACUCCGCUGAUAGGUUCGGCGAGCGACCGCUGCACGCUGAGCUGGGGCCGCCGGCGGCCUUUUAUCCUUGCGCUCUGCAUCGGCGUCCUCUUUGGAGUUGCACUUUUCCUUAACGGCUCUGUUAUAGGUCUGGCUAUCGGUGAUGUCCCGGACAAGCAGCCCAUUGGGAUCGUUCUCACAGUCCUCGGUGUGGUGGUGUUGGACUUCUGCGCCGAUGCAACAGAGGGGCCGAUCCGGGCCUAUUUGUUGGAUGUGGUGGACAGUGAGGAGCAAGACAUGGCCCUUAACAUCCACGCAUUUUCAGCUGGUCUUGGAGGAGCGAUCGGUUACAUGUUAGGAGGGCUGGACUGGACACAGACCUUCUUGGGUAGUAUUUUUAAAUCUCAAGAGCAAGUCCUUUUCUUCUUUGCAGCCAUUAUUUUCUCCGUCUCCGUUGCUCUCCACCUUUUUAGCAUUGAAGAAGAGCAAUAUAACCCUCAGCAGGACAGAAUCGAUGAGGAAGGAGACACGCUUUCCAGUGUCAAAUUCAGCGGUAGCCUCCCCCCUCUGAAUCGACUGAAUGUAAUCAGUGAGGAAGAGCCAUAUGGAGCCUCCAUGUUCCACGAUGAGGUUCAGUCAGAGCACGAUCUCAACAUUGAGUUCCUUGACGUGAACAUCGUAAGGAGUAAGAGUGACUCAGUCCUGCACAUGCCUGACGCUACCUUGGAAAUCGAAUCGGAGCUGCUUUUUCUGCACGAUAUCGAACCCUCCAUUUUUCAGGACGCUUCGUACCCAAACACUCCCCACAACACAAGCCAAGAGAUCAUGAAGUCCAAACUCAACCACCUGUCUCCUUUCCUCAGGGACAAUGAGAAAGAGGAGGAAAUGUUGCUUGAUAAUCGCUUAAAUGAAGACAAAGUCCCAAACCUGAACGGCUCCCUACCAAAAGAGUUCCUCAGCAGACACGCUAGGAUAGGCAUGAAGCAAUCCAGCACUUCAAACUCCAUGCGUAGGCGGAGGCACAUGUUCUACCGCCAGCCGUCUUACACCUUCUCCUACUUCGGCAAAAUAGGCUCUCACCGCUACCGCUUUCGUCGGGCCAACGCCGUCGUCCUGAUCAAGUCCUCGCGCAGCAUGAACGACAUCUACGACAUGCAGAAGUGGCAGCGGCAGAGGUGCAGGCACAGGAACCAGAGCGGCACCACCAAUUCGAGCGGAGACACGGAGAGCGAAGAGGGGGAAACUGAAACCACCGUCAGGCUCUUGUGGUUGUCCAUGCUGAAGAUGCCAAAGGAGCUGCUAAGGCUGUGCGUCUGUCACCUCUUAACCUGGUUUUCGAUCAUCGCCGAAGCUGUGUUCUAUACAGAUUUCAUGGGCCAGGUCAUCUUUAAGGGCGAUCCAAAGGCCCCUUCUAACUCAACCGAGUUGCAUGCCUAUAACGCCGGGGUCCAGAUGGGAUGCUGGGGACUGGUAAUUUAUGCUGCUACCGCUGCUGUUUGUUCAGCCUUGUUGCAGAAAUACUUGGACAACUACGACCUCAGUAUAAAAGUGAUCUACAUCCUGGGCACGCUGGGUUUCUCUCUUGGCACGGCAGUGAUGGCCAUGUUCCCCAACGUCUACGUCACCAUGAUCAUGAUCAGCACGAUGGGAAUAGUCUCCAUGAGUAUCUCCUACUGCCCCUACGCGCUUCUGGGACAAUACCAUGACAUUAAAGAG
Messenger RNA from Mesitornis unicolor (brown roatelo), 1757 nucleotides. It is a transcript of the gene SLC45A4, whose product is annotated as solute carrier family 45, member 4. Gene Ontology annotation, cellular component: membrane. The annotation marks the transcript as partial. NCBI's taxonomy places the organism in Eukaryota, Metazoa, Chordata, Aves, Mesitornithiformes, Mesitornithidae. Gene Ontology annotation, molecular function: sucrose:proton symporter activity. The record is from RefSeq and is a predicted model, not a curated record. The transcript has 5 exons. Gene Ontology annotation, biological process: transmembrane transport.